CUUCUUCUCUAGUUGGUAUAGUUGCCUCGUUCGUCGUAGACUCGUUGGUUGGCCGUCGUCCGUCGUAAGCUAGACUGGUAGAUUGUUACUCGCGAAGUCGAACACAAUCGAACGCAAAAGAAAAACGCGAAAAAGAAUAGUGCCUGUGCCACAGAGCUGCUUCUGCUGCACCGAGGGACAAAAGAAGCGGAGUCUAGAGUCUAGUAAGAUGAAGAUCUUCCAAGGAUAAGUUUCUCUUUUUUGCAGUGUGCUCCGUGCUGACAAUAAGGCGAAAGGGUUGAACUUUUCUCAGUUCGAGUUCAGAUUCGGUGCAGUGCCAAUUUAGCGAGUGUUCGAUCCGUGCUUAGGGAAUUUCGCUGUUUGUGAACAAAUCGCAGUUGAAUAGACGUGAACUACUUGAUGGAUACCAGAAGAGAAUCAAAUCAAUUCGCGAAAAGCAGCACAUAAUUUUCAGCCUUGAAGUUGGUGAAAAAGGAACGGAUAGAAAAAUUGAUCAUGGCGCCCCGUUCGUGUGGAAAACAGUGACCAUUGGAUACACUGUGAGUGUUGGACCUGAUUUUGUCCCAUUCGUCAUCGGUGCAUAGCACCAGCCUUCCGUCGUCGCGCUGUUUGUGGCUGUGGUGAUUAAUAAUAUUCCUGUCCGAAGAGAAAAGAAAGUUCAUCCGCCUGUGUCUGGUUUCCUCGAUUGGAGGAGGACGCAAGUUGCGCAGAAGACGAAGAAAAUGCUACGGAAAAUAAAGAUUUAAAUGAAUGUCACCCAGCCGGCCCAGACGUCGCCCCAAUGCUAGGAUCAAACGAGCGGCUUUGCGCCACCGGCGAGGACUCCCCCGCCAGCAGCAGCAGCCAGCAGCAACAACAUACACCACUCAUCAGCACCACCACAGCGACUCCUCCGACAGCGGUCUCAGGGCUCGCCCAACAACACGAUCCUGCCAGCAGUCUUCACCUGCCGUCGCGGUCCCGCUCCGACAGUGCGGACGAACGGGAGUCGGUCGCCUCGACGGGUAGCACCGCAUCUUCCGCUUCGUCCGCCGGCAGUGACAUCCAGCAACAUCUGCAGUCAAUGUUCUACCUGCUUCGCCCGGAGGAAACCCUCAAAAUGGCCGUCAAACUCGAAUCGUUACGCGCUGGUCGCACCCGGUACUUGGUGGUCGUAUCCCGUCCACGGACCAAACGAAUGCUCCGUUAUCCGCAACAGCAGCAACAUAAUCAACAGCAGUUCCAUCAACAAUCACUGCAUUCAUCGUUUUCCUGUUCGACGACGACUACAAUGUCGGCCAGUUCGUCGUCGUCGGUAUCGCCGGCACCGAUCGCGAUCCCAAGCAGCAAACAAAUAACAUCCGCCUCUCUGUACAAGGCUGCUUCGCCUUCCACGACCAACUGCAAUAGUGUCCUCGUAAGCGUCGGUGCCACCGACGUUGAAACUUUUGUGUCCAGCUUAGAUAACUGUGUUCUCAGUGUUUCACCGAAAAAUGCUUCAGCGCAUAAUAAUAAUGCUAACAGCAGCAACAAGAGUGUCGAUAAAUGUGAUAGUGAUAGACCUAGUAGUAAUUGUGGUAAUAAUGUUAAUGUUAGCAGUAGUGUAGUUAGCGUCGCAAGACCGGGAUCCGGUGCAAGCAGCAGAAGUGAGGGCAGUGUGAAAGUGUGCAGUACCGGUUCCAGUGGGUUUAUCAAUGUUGCCACUACGACGAGUGGCGGUGGGGUGGGCAAAUUGUUGGGGGGUAGUUCGGCGGGAAAUGCCACCACUGGCAGUGGCAGUGGACGAAGCAGUAGUGUUGGCAGUCCCCGCGGUGCCCAUCAUCAUCAGCAGCAUCACCAUGGCGGUUGUAACGAGGUCGAAGAGUCCUGUCUAUUGGGGAUCGAUUGCAACGAGAAAACUACCGUAGGUCUGGUGUUGCGAGUGUUGGCUGACACUACGAUCCGACUGGACGGCGAUGGCGGAUUCAGUGUCAGUUCGUGUGGACAGCAGCACAUCUUCAAGCCAGUCUCCGUACAAGCGAUGUGGUCCGCUCUGCAAACCCUGCACAAAGUGUCAUCCAAGGCGCGGGAGUAUAACUUCUUCGCGGGAGGCUCAUCGCAUGAAUGGGUGUCCUACUACGAGAGCCACAUCGACUCGGAUCGGUCCUGCCUCAAUGAGUGGCACGCGAUGGAUUCCAUCGAGAGCCGUCGGCCACCGUCUCCGGAUUCCAUCAGAAAUAAACCGACGGAACGCGAGGAAACGGAACGUGUCAUACGCACAAAACUGAAAGGGAUCAUGAUGACGGUGGAUCUGGACGUGGUCACGUCCAAAUUCAUCCGCGGCCGGCUGGAGGAGCAGCUGGACAUGGAUCUCGGCGAGUACAAAUCUUUCAUUGACGAGGAGAUGUUGGUCAUUCUCGGCCAGAUGGACGCUCCGACGGAGAUCUUUGAUCACGUGUACCUGGGAUCAGAAUGGAAUGCCAGUAAUUUGGAAGAACUCCAACGGAACGGCGUUCGGCACAUUCUGAACGUGACGCGCGAAAUAGACAACUUCUUUCCGGGCAUGUUCGACUACUUGAACGUGCGAGUGUACGAUGACGAGAAAACGGACCUGCUCAAACAUUGGGACAACACGUUCAAGUACAUCUCCCGCGCCAAAAUGGAGGGCUCGAAAGUGCUGGUGCACUGCAAGAUGGGAAUCUCCCGCUCGGCUUCGGUGGUAAUUGCGUACGCCAUGAAGGCUAACGAUUGGGAUUUCAACAAGGCGUUGCGACACGUCAAGGAGAAACGGAACUGCAUCAAGCCGAACAAGAACUUUAUCAUGCAGCUCGAAACGUACCAGGGGAUGCUGGACGCGAUGAAGAAUCGGGAAAAGCUUCAGCGGAGUAAAAGUGAAACGAAUCUGAAAAGCGGUGCAAAGGAGGGACGGACACUGCCGGGCAGUGAACCGACUCCCUUGAUUCAGGCUCUGAACAGGGGUAGUGCGACGAACACGUUGAACAAGAGCGGUAGGUUCCUGAGGAGAUUGGGUAAGCGACCGAAGAGUUGGUCCCCAGAUUCCGAGAAGGCCGCUUUGCUAUUGGAAACAAGUCGACAGCAGUCCCACUCGCUGGAACAUCUCAUGGCACCGUCCAAUGAGGCCAAAACGAUUCGGAUACCGUGUAGGAACGGGCAGAAUUACAGUGUCUCACAGAAUCAGAUAGUGCACUUGCAGGAGGGGAUGCAGCAGGAUGAGGAUGAUCAGGAGCAAGAGCAAUCCGAGGAUCCCGAGAAGAUAGUAGUGCCAUCAGCGUUGUCAGCUUCCUCUGUUCGAUCCAUCGUCAGUGAGCUGGAAUCGUCGAAUAAAGCCAAAGAAACCAGCAGCAACCACAAGAGGAAAGGUUCGUCCUCGUCGGUGGCUUCCGUUACAGGGUUAAGUUUAGCACCCUCGAUAGGUGGAGCGGACGAAGAAGUUAAAGAUCAUCAGUGGGAUCCGGGAGAAAAAAGCUCGUUAACGACCGUAACUAUUGCUCAAAAUUGUGAUACUAGUUCCGUAGUUCAGCCAGUGGUCUGCUGGACCAGUCAGAGUCAAAUAAUCCAGCAGGUUCAGCCGGUUUUGCCGCCGACGCAGCCGCAGCAGCAACAGCAGCCAGUACAGCAUGUGUCUCGCCAGAGUUCCUGGUCCAGUGUGGAUUCUGCCGUGGUAGCAGAUAUGAUCCGCGGAACGUUGUCAUCCGCGUCGCGGAAUUCUAGUUGGUGUUCAGGAGACAGCCAACAACCAAUCCUGGGAGGGCAACAGGGAACUCGAACGGCGCAGGCGCCUCCUUCUCGCAAUAGUAGUUGGGGCUCGUAUGAUACGAGCAAUCCCAGCAGCAUACAGACAGUGGUCGAGGUUCCUGUGACUCCUACCAGUCCAGCAGAAGAGGACACCGGACAAAGCGGAAUCUUUCCGUACGACAAGGACGAAAUACCAUGGCAUCCAGGGACCGUAAAGCGGACGAAACAGAAGAUCGAAGAGCGAUCUACUUCGUCGAUAAAACGCAUUUGUAGUGAAAAGUUUGGGCACAAUAUUCCGAAGGAUUCGGAUGAUGACGUUCGGGGGAAAGGUUCCCAGCAGCGAUCGAACAGUGAAGAAGUUUUGCCCUCGAAUCGGUCUACUACGACAAUAGUUUCAAGCACGUAUACGCGAUUAUCCGCUUCGGCACCGGACUCGUAUUGUUUGUGUCCUUUCGGAGGCAAAAGGUCCGAAGAGGAAUCGCUACCAUCCACCGGAAAAGGACACCACCGGAGAUUUAGUUUCCGGCGAAACGUUCCGGACGAGAAAAAGACUGCCACCAACGACGAAAACACAGCCAUCAGCGUUAGUGGAAUCGUAAAGAACCUCAAAAUGAGCUUCGAAGCCAAAGUGGGCGAUCGAAGCAAAAAGGAAUCGAAAAAGGUUCGCUCUCUGCCAUCCUCUCCGGUUGCCAUACAUACAGAACUGAGCAAGCACCAUGGACAUGCUUCUGGGAAGCAAAAUCAGCAGGAGGACAUAACCGUCCGGGAUUUGGUCGACCGAUACGAAGCACCGCGGUUACGGGCCUCGUUCAAUACGCACCAUCGACACAACAGCAGCAGCAGUUCCAUGACCAGCUCCGGCAGCAACGAACAGGUGGUCCUCCGGCAGCGACCACGAUCCGUUUUCGAGCCGCUCAAACACAAGCACCUGCCGAACCGCCCGAUGACGAUCACAAACUCAUUCAAUCUCAUCCGGUCUGCGCAGGAGGACUUUAGCCGGCCGCCGCCCUUCGGUGGCGGUGGACCAUUCGUACGCGGUAUCAUCGUUCCUCCGCUGAACAGCUCCUCUUCGAAUAGUGGAAAUCAGGGCGCCGGGAAUGGUCCUGCGUCCGGGGUUACCGGCAAGAAGGUAAUCCAGCACCACGGCAAAACGCACCCGCUGGCCAAGAUCAACCUGACCAAACAUCGGAUCAACGCGACCUCUACGACGGCAGCUACGGCGUACAAUACGAUGUGAAUUUGGGAGUGUUUGUGUGGUCCGAGUGGGUUUUUGUUUUUGUUUUUAUGAAUUGUGAAUACAACAAUAUGAAUGAUAGACAGGGCUUACAAGAAAUGGUGUCCCGGAGGUAUUCCGAUCCCAAUCAAACCACCUUAUCUCCCCUUUUGCCACAAAACCACAGUAUUAACCAGAAAACUUAAAUUGGGAAACAUGCAUUUUUGGGAAUAAUGUGAAACGCUUUAGCACGAUUGUUGCCCCGUUGGAAACCUCACUGGAAUGCGAUUAUGAAAAGGUCUGUCAAGUUUAUUUGCUUUUCGGUACACCGUGCGCUUUCUUAUGACUAAAUUUGGAUUUAUUGUUGUCAAUAUCAAAACAAUGAUAAAAUCAAAUUACUUCAAAAUUGUUCAAUCUAUUGUAGAUUUCUUGUUUUACGCUUGAUAAUAAUCAAAAAAUUAAUUAUGAUUAAUUUGAAGUGGUUUUAAUAUUGAAGCUUUUGGUGUAAUUUAAAGCAAUGACAAGCUAUUCAAUUCCUUAGGAGUAGUAAGUAGCACUUAUCCCAGAUAUUGGCGCAAUAGUUGAUGCAACAUUUACGCGGAUAGCAUGGGGUCAGCUUUGAACAUCUGUUCCUACUGAUAUGCAAUUGACUCCAGGGACUUUGUUGAACAUCAUGCUUCUGGUGGCUUCUUCAACUCUUACAGUUGAGCUAACGCAGGUAUUGCAUCGCACCUUUGGUGACUCAUGUCGAGAUGUGGGUGUGGGCGCCGAAGUUUGAAAAAGUUGUUCGAAGUGCUCCGACCAACGUUUCAUCUGAUCAGUCAGUUUUUCACCGGCAUCCUCGGACCUAUCCUUGUUCCACUCAGGCAACGUGAGAUAUCGUAACGUGCAACGUGAGAAACAGAAUUCUACAAACAGCACACCACUCAGCUCCGAGAUCAUAACGACUCAUGAUAUGCUCAUAGUCCGUAUAACCGGAGCCAAUCUUCACAUUCAGUUUGACGGCAUUAUUAGUUCACUCUAAAAAUCUUCUUACUGAACGUUUCUGUUUAUUUUGUUGUUUUUUUUUUUUCAUGAUCCAAUCAAUGUCAGGUGUUCCAAAACAGAUAAACUUACAGACAUUUUCAUGAAUACAGGUAUUACAGCACUCCUUGAAACUUUUACCCCUAAGUCCCUACGGAGACUGGUUUUCUUAUGCCUUGGAAAACCUUUCCUAACCUAUCGCCCUGGGUAGCAUUUCCACCUCCUCCUGCCUAAAUAGCUAAGAUAGUUAUUGAAAACAAUACAAAAUACGCUUCGCAAACAAAACAGCACUCUUUCUUUUCCUACGUGUGUGUGUCCGUGUGUGUGAAUGAAACUGCAAUCACGCUCUAUUGUUAUUAGGAAUGCGCACGGCGCGUGCGUAUGAGUCAAGCGCUUCAAAGCAAACACAAAUAUAGGAUGGUGAGAUCUUUCCAUACUUUUUUUUUCGUUUCAUUUUAUUCUCAUGUAAAUAUCAAAAUAGAAACAGUGUAUAGACUAUAACAUUAAUGUCCCCACCCAACGAUUCCCACAAUGAAGACUCAAUUCCCGUUAAGCUCCAUUUGUCCCGUAUUGUUUGUUUUGUAUUAUUUAGUGUAAAAGAGUAAGAAGAAAAACUUUGUGUUUGUCGUGACGUGUCCCUCCCCCUCUCAAAACCAAUUUUCAUCGACUCAUUUUGCCUAUUUUGUACGUACAUCAAGAAAAACCAGCACGGUCAUAGGCAGUGAAGCGCCUCGAUGAUGAAGCCAUUUUUGUGAUUUUCAGCUUUCCCUAUUAUGUAGUUCAGUAGUUAGGGUACUUUAGGAUUUUGUUUCGGUCUUGAUCUGUUCCGGCGCGCAAAACUGCUAGCAGCUUUAUCUUAACCCUAAAAACAGCAUUGUUGAUCGCUAGAGGCGAACGCGCAUUGCAGCGGUCAUAAGCAGCAGAAAAAAAGAAGGAAGAAGCCAACAGCAUUGUAGCAGCAAACACAAUAUUCAAAUAACUGUUCGAAUAUUUUAUGUGGUUUUUAUAAGCUUUUAAACUGAUGAAAAAUCAGAAGAAAAACAAAGGAAAACAGAAAAAAAUGAAAACAAAAAAACAGAGUAAAACUUAAUGGAAUAUGCAUAUUGUAACAAAGCAAACGCGACAUGAUUGAAAAGAUAAAAAACAACGUAUAGGAGCAAAAUAAAACAAGAAUUUGUAUUUAAAGACUAUAAAAUGAGCUAAAAUCGUGAUACAAGAGUA
Messenger RNA from Armigeres subalbatus, 7171 nucleotides. It is a transcript of the gene ssh, whose product is annotated as protein phosphatase Slingshot. Gene Ontology annotation, cellular component: cytoplasm. The transcript is spliced from 7 exons. The record is from RefSeq and is a predicted model, not a curated record. Gene Ontology annotation, molecular function: protein tyrosine/serine/threonine phosphatase activity; actin binding. Bases 782 to 4951 code for a protein of 1389 amino acids. NCBI's taxonomy places the organism in Eukaryota, Metazoa, Arthropoda, Insecta, Diptera, Culicidae. Gene Ontology annotation, biological process: actin cytoskeleton organization; protein dephosphorylation; negative regulation of actin filament polymerization.